AUGAAGCUGCGAUUAAAGCGCAAGAUAAGAAAAACUGAUGGAUUAUUGAGGUAUCCGGCUAUGGAAGAAGCAAUCAAGAAACGGGUGGAAACAAAAGCCAAGACUUUUGGGCAAGUGGUGACUGUUGGGUUUGGGGAAGAUGCGAUUGAGCCUGUGUAUAAAAUAGAACCCACUUUGGUUGCGGAUCUUUAUGGGGAUUGGAUUAUGCCAUUGACAAAAGAAGUACAAGUUGAGUACUUGUUGAGAAGAUAGAUUGAAUGAUGAAUGAAUGUGUAUGAAUUGUGUUUUUUUUUUCAAAGAUAUAUGAAACUUUUUAACACGAUUUUGGUAGAAAUUAGUGGAGGUAUUGAUGAUCGAAGAAAUCUCAAACGAGUUUGAAUCGACUUUGGAUGAAUCUUUUGGAAUUUUUGAAAGUAAUGGAAUCUAGAAAAG
Messenger RNA from Lactuca virosa, 432 nucleotides. Lineage: Eukaryota; Viridiplantae; Streptophyta; Magnoliopsida; Asterales; Asteraceae. The record is from the annotation of a GenBank genome assembly.